Ananas comosus (pineapple) is the source of this 6197-nucleotide messenger RNA. RefSeq lists its product as uncharacterized. Gene Ontology annotation, molecular function: nucleic acid binding; zinc ion binding. The record is from RefSeq and is a predicted model, not a curated record. The transcript has 10 exons. The coding region runs from base 1543 to 2703 and encodes 386 amino acids. Lineage: Eukaryota; Viridiplantae; Streptophyta; Magnoliopsida; Poales; Bromeliaceae.
AUCUCUUCCUUUCUUAUCACCUUUCCACUUCUCUCUCUUUUCUCUAAGUUAGAAAAGGGCUUGAGGGAGUUGUUGUUGGCAGCUUGGAGGUCUGCUGGCUGAAGUGCAACCUGGUCCAAGGCAGAGAGUUCCUUCUGAUUGGAGUUACUACAAGACCUGGAAAGUAUCUAAUCAAGCUUGAAGAACCAGUUUAUGGUGCUGCCGAAAUGCAAAGUGGAUUAAUUGAUGCUGCAAGCAAGCUUAUUUAGCAUCAAAUUACACUUUGGAGCUGAAAUAAGAAGCAUUGGAGCUGGAGGAAUAUGGAGCUGAGUACAACUUAGGGACUUUCGAAUCCAGAAGAUUAAAGAAAAAGGCCAAGAGUAACUGUUGAUGGACCUAGGAUUGACUUGGUGGAAUACCUAGGUUAAGAGCUGAAGCUAUUACAAGAAGAGGAGUUGGCGAAAUCAGUGAAUGAAGUGAUUCCUUGCUGGCUCGAGCUGAGAGGAACUACCUAGUAAGGAGUUCCUGCUAUUGCUGCUGCUGCAGUAAUGAUUUGGACAAAUUGAAGCGGAGGACAGUUUGGUGAUAUAUCUAAUUAAGAUAAAUUGAAUCCUGCAGUCAAUUAUAGCCGAUUAGUAGCUUUAGAGAGGGAUUAUGAAAGAAGCUUAUAUUGCUGAAGUUUCAGAGUGGUGAGCUGAAAUCAAGUUGGUGCUGAAGUCAACUUGAUAAAAAUCCUGGAUGCUUGGCCGAAUUGAUGACCAGCAGGAAUUUCAGUGAGAAAAUGGAGCUUGAGCUGACCAAAGUUUAGAUUUGGGGCUAUUGAGCAGGGAACCAGCUAAGAGAAAGAACUCUUGAGCAUUGGUACAGCUAGUGAGGUCGGCGACGCGUUAAUCAGGAUAGUAGCCAUUUUGGGCUCUAUUUGCAUCGAGUUGCGAGAGCUAGUUGUCGACGCGUUCCGAGACGUGGAUUCUAAUUGUUGACACCACUACAGGAGAAAUGCCACCGCGACGUGCGACGAGAUCCACUUUGGCAUCACUUUCUGAGGUGCCAGAGCAGUCCGGGUUUGAUGAAGUUCAGGAGUUGCGUGCUCAGGUGAGCGCGUUAGUUGGGGCUAUGCAGAGACAGGAUGAGCAUAUAAAGAGUCUACAGGAUCUAGUGUCGCGACAGGCGACAACAGCAGCACCUGGGAGUCAGGAUGUACCUGUACCUGAGGCGCCGACGACCGUGCCUCCUGUUCCGCCGACUGUUCCUCCUAUGGCUUCUGGGCCUUUUGUUGUAGAUUCAGCCGUGGUAGAGGCUGAGCAAGUGCGAUUUGUAAAGGUGCUAGAGGCAUUUAUGCGAUUUAAUCCGCCUAUGUUUGAUGAAAAAGAAGCAGAUCCGUGGGUAUUGGAGACGUGGUUUACAGCGAUGGAGGCGUUAUUUGAGGACAUUUACACCCUGGAAAGGGACAAGGUUCCGUUGGCAGCGCAUUGUUUUGAGAAGGAUGCUUAGAUCUGGUGGCAAAAGGCCAAGAAGAAGUGCGCAUCAAACCUACCAUCGCUCACUUGGGAGGAGUUUCGCGAAAUGUUAUUUAUGGAGUACUUUCCCGAUAGUGAUAAAAGAAAAAUGAAGGAAGACUUCCGCAAGUUGAGACAGGGAAACUGUUCGGUACGGGAGUACGAACGGGAAUUUACUCAUUUGGUGAACUGUGUGCCUGGUAUGGUUCAUACGGAUCGAGAUCGGGCGGAGUACUUUGAGCGGGAGUUGCGACCUGACAUAUUCAGGACAGUCAAUGCUCUGAAGUUAAAGACAUUUGAGGAGGUCCUGGAUCGAGCUCUUUGGGUUGAGCGUGGAAAUGCGAUUGCGCGUGAUGAACGCGAAUCGUUUGAAAAAGAACGAGAAAGAGAAAAAGGAAAGAAGAGGACUACUAGUGGUGCCGGGGGACAGUCGAGCUCUAAACGACCCCCUCGGUAUCCACGUUCUCAGUCGAGAUAUCAGGGACCCCCGAGAUGUGUGAUUUGUGGUGGGAAUCACCGACCGUCGGCUUGUUCACAGCGUGAGGGCAAGUGUUACAAGUGUGGGCAGCCGGGACAUAUAAUUCGUGAUUGCCCGAGGGGAGCAUCAUCAGCACAGUCGACAGCUUCAGUUCAGUCACCUCAGAGGCAGCGUGUGGGUCUCCCACCUGCUAUGUCAGCUGGGCGUACUUUUGUGCCGCGCCAGUACGAGCCACCCCGACCUGCACCGAGUACACGGAUGGAUGCACCACGACCUGCACCGAGUGGUCGUGUAUUUGCAGCUCAGACUGAGGAUCCUGCCGUGGUCGACGAUGUCGUGGCAGGUUCGCGAGUGUGCCGUGGUGGAGACCGGUUGAGGCCGUUGGAGGUCGAGCGAGCGCGCAGGUUUCCUCCUGUCGACUUCUUGCUGACGUUGGACGAGCGUUCGAGUAGUGCAGCGUCUACGGGGAAGAAGAGCCGCCGCCUACGGCGGCGCCUAGAGUGGGAGGGGAUGGAGGCAGAUCCAGUCGGCAAGCGCCAGGCGGCUUCGAUAGAGCCAGACGGCCACGGCGGAAAGGAUGACGGCGAGCGUGAUGUAGCUCACUAUGAGGAUCGCGACGAGGAUCCCAUGGCUGCUGCCGGCGGCCCCGGUGUAGAAGUUGACGUCGUCGAAGGUGCUGCCGGUGAAGCUCGGCUGCGCGCCUUCGGCCGUCGAAGGUGCUGUCGUCGACGGUGCUGUCGUCGAAGUUGACGUCGACGAGGAUCCCAUGACAUUACUUAUUUGAUCUUGCAAAUAGAUCAAUCAGAUAAACUUCCAUCAAUACUGUUUUGAAAGUGUGGUGCUCAAAGUAUCCAUUAUUCCAGAUCCACUUUAGGCGAUAGAGGGGAAUUAAUUUAUACUUUAUCCGCAUAUUUUCUAUCGCUAUCAUUUUACAUAUAACUCUACAACUAAGGAAGAGUUCAAUAGAGGCUUCCCAUCAACCCACCAGUUGAACAUUCCAAUUUGCUUUUGAAUUGUUUGAGAUUUAUCCUGAUAUAGCCAUCAGUCAAGAUGGUAAUCCCAAAAGUUCAUCUCAUGCAGUUUAUUUCAAGGAAUAUAAUUUCAUUCUACACAAGCCAAAAUAGAAAGAGAAAGAAAUAAGUAACUGGGUGAUUUCUUUCUCAAUAUUCCAAGGUACUUAGUCCAAUCAAAAGAGUCUCAACUCCAUCCUAUUAAUUCUUCUAUUCAAUCAUCCAUCAACUGCUUUGUAGAGUUCAUAGAAUAAAUGAUUGAACAAUCCCCUCAAGACCUUCUUUGUCAGAGAAAGCUACAAAAUUCUCCAUAUUGCUACUCCAUCUACCAAAUGCAUCUAAUGCUCAAAACUGAUUAAAAGAUCCACAGGUCUCGAUAUAGCUCAACUAUUUAAUUGUGUCUCCAAUUGAAAUCACGAUAUUCGACACAUAGUCGAACAACUCAUCCAGCCUCACAACAAGUGAGAUUGCCUCCCCACAACGAAGCACUAGGCAUAAAAGUCUCUCUACUUGCCAAGCUCACCAUUUGUGACUUGAUCAGCAAUGCAACACUUCUCAGAAUUAUCCACCAUUUUGAGGAUUUUUUACUCAUUCUAAAUUAUCAGCCAAUUAAGCUCCAAUCUUAUAUAAAUACCCAACUUAGGUGAAAUAACAGUCUUCGCAAUCAGCAAAAUUAAACCUCAAGAUACAUCACUUUAUGCUCAACUUCCCGAGACGAAUCAGUUCAGUUCGCACCACUCUUGGUACAAAGUACCUCACAAGUUAGAUUUCAAUCAAACAUUCUACCACAUGUAAGGCCAACCAAUUUGUUGGCACAUACAAAACCAUCUCACUAGACAGAGCGUAUCAUUGACCAUUCUGCUAUUUCAAUCAUUCUCUACCUGCAUCCAGGAAAAGAAUCAAUAUUGUUUCACUCGGCAAACAGCCGAUUAGGGAUGGAAUUAAAACAAUCAUCUUAACAUAAUCAGGUGAUAAGAACACGGCACAACAUACUAUCUGCAGUAAUCAUCAUUGCCGUCACACUUGGCUCUAACAAUUUUGCUGACAUACAUCACUGAGUGUUUCUUGCAACAAAGUCGGUGCAGACACCUUAGUCAACAUGUUAUUCUCCGGGCACUCAGAUCGAAAAUGGCCCUCCUGACCACAUACAAAACACUUUCCUUCCGCUGAGGGCACUUUGGUGGAACGCGUGGACCUUCACAUAUCACACAUUGCCGUGAUGAUCGACGUCUCAACAUUCUCUGCUUAGAAAAAGAACCGUGUCCUCAAGGGUGACUCUUCUUUACAUUCCUUGAUGAUUCCUCAACCUGUAACUGAUCACCUUUGGUGGUCUCCUUUACUCUCUCAUUAUAUUCCAUGCCUCUUCUUACAAUUAAAGUGUGAUCUGCAACUUCAUAGAAUUUCUUAAGAUCUAACAUCUGUUGGUUCAACAAGUUCUCUAAUCGUCUGAUUCCCUCAUCUUGUCGGCGUAACGCUUCUACUUGAAGUAACACUACAUUCGACUGUCGCUCUACUACUCCAACUAAAUUAGUCAACUGCUCAUUUAAUUCCCGAAUCUCGCCAGAUUCAGAAGGUGCAAACUUUUCUGGCGCAGUCGUCUCAGUCACUAUAGAGUGCAUCUUUCACAUCACAAGCUGCAACAAAUAAAAGAUGCACAGGUUAAACAACCUAUGCUAUCGUAUCCCACUCAUAAUUAUAAGAUUCCAAUCACGCGAAAGUAAUGAAAUGAUCUCCCACUAUUCCCCGAUAUCACGUUGUCGGCCGCCAAUGUGAUCUUGCAAGGACAUAGAGGUUUUUUUCAUUUCAAUCCAACUCCAACGCUUUUGGAGUUAUAAUUAUAACCCAAUCAUAAUACUUUCGCCCAAAAUAGUCACAAAAGACCCCGUCUCUCACGUUCCUAAUCCUGAUCGCCCAACUGGCCUAAGGUUUACUAGGUCCACUAAGACUCAACCCUAAGCUCUGAUACCACUAUAAUCUGUCACGCCCUGGACUUCAGCGGGAGCUCACAGUGACGUGCACAGACCCGCCGUGUACAUCAAACAAUCAUAGCGUACACCAGGCGUCUACAAAGAGAAUGAACAAUCUAGCAACAAGAUCAUAACUUAACUAAGUAAUCAGAGCACAACUAAAAGUUUAAAACUUAUACAACCCAGAACUUUAUCACAAUGUAAAGAAAAUCAAAUACCUUCUACAUACUCUCAGAAUACAACACUGAACUACAUCACAAUAAAUUGAUAAAGGUUCAUCUAUUUAUCGUCGAGAAAGCUCUAGCUAGUCGUUGACCCCUCGCCAGGAACCCUAGCCUUUCCCGCGGUGGAAGGCUCUGUAAAAACAACAACAAAGAGGCCGUGAGAACUAUUAAACAAUAGUUCCCAGUGGGUAAGCCGCCGAGAGUGGCGAAGUACACCACUAGGUCAACUGUGGCAUGAGUAAAUAGCAAUAAAUAAGUAAAUAACUGCAACAGGUAUGAAAAUAAACCAAUCAUGCUAUUUGCUCAGAAAUAAAUAUAUAUCAACAGGUUGCAGGUACUAGUUUAUUAUAAUAAAUUCCGUCAUUCAUAUUAAUGGUAAAGCUGUCAUUGUUCACCAUUCUAAGCAAUGUCCACUUAUCGUUUAACUACUCAAAGUUUAAAUCUUGUAAGACCCACCAGAAGGCUGUCUGGUAUGAAGACCCACCCGAAGGCUGUCUAAUAUGAAGACCGGCCCGAAAGCUGUCUAAUAUGAAGACCCACCUGAAGGCUGUCUAAUAUGAAGACCCACCCGAAGGCUUUCUAAUAUGAAUACCCACCCGAAGGCAGUUUAAUAUGAAGACCCACCCGAAGGCUGUCUAAUAUGAAGACCCACCUGAAGGCUGUCUAAUAUGAAGACCCACCCGAAGGCUGUCUAAUAUGAAGACUGUAAUCCAUGGUACUAUAUCACAAUGACAUCAUGGGAUCUCAACUUGACCUAAGGUCGAUACUGUAGUACCAAAUCAUAAAUUGCUAUCAACUACUUGUUGACAUAAUUCACUAUCAAUAGCUAGUAUAACUUAAUAAGUUCAAGCUUUACAUUGUACUAGUGAUUCUAUCAGGCUACACCUGGUCACUCACUCAUAGUUCUCUCACUACUCCUUACACAUAAGGAAAGUGGUUUACUAAAGUCAUGCUCAAAGACUCAUGACACAUAUUCUGUAGUUCAAUGUAAACCUCCACUACUUGGAGAGAACAAAUGCUAUGCAAUUACAUCUAUUUGAUUA